UGCCUCCCUCCGUCUCUGCCAGGCAUGACGGCAACCUCACACCUUCCCUUUGCUGCGUUUCUAUAAAUGCUUUGAAAAAAUUACUCUCUUCGUCCCUCGUUGGAAAACACCACAAUCAGCUCUUCAGAGUGUGUCACAGAGUCAACAGGCUCUCGGGCCAGAGGGCCUGAGAAGAGGACUGUCGCACCGUAAGAUCGCCACAUCCGGUCCUCGGUUACUGUGGUAACAGCUGCAGGCACAACUUCGUGCUCUUUGACCUCCCUCCAAAAGUCGUGGUCCCGCCUGGGUUUCCCUUCUCGCCCGCUUUUGCACUUGAUGAUCUGUAAACCUGCUCCUUAUCAUCGUUCCCACAAGGAAUUUGGGUCCCAACAGGUCGGCACCCAGGACUCUCAGACCGCCGCCCUCCCCUAAAGACCUCUGACCGUGCCCCCGGUGUAGUCCAGCAACCUGGCUUCAUUGCCGGGACGCACAGUCUCGGCUUUCCACUAAGGUCAAGCCCGGGGCUUGGUAGUGUAGCCUCAGCGUGUCCACGCCCCCUCUCCCCUAGGUAGUAGGCCCCGCCCUCCACUCCGCCGCCCCCUCCAGGUGAGUGGUAGCUUCUCCCGGGAGCGCAAGGUAGUGAUGACACGCGCCCCCCCUCCUCCGAACGCGAGUUGGUAGCGUCCGUGACGGAGUUAGCCUGGUCCUCCCACGCGCGCCUCCUUCCUCGCCGCCGGGGCGCCCUCUCGGUGCCACUGGCUCUCACGUGCCAGAAGCCCACCCCGCAUCAUCCUCUCGCCUCGCUCCUGGAGGCAAGUGACUAUAUCUCCCCCGUCCGCCUUCCAUCGCCGCCGCGGCGGCAAUUCUGUCGGGCCCGCCCGCUGACGUCACCUGCUAGCCCCGCCUCCUCUAGGGUCCCGGGCCCCUGCGGCGGGGGCUGCCCCGGGGGGGCAGUCAGUUGAGGCGGCGGGAGCUCGGCGGAGGGCGGGCCAGGUGACUGGUCCGGGCCAUGCCGAGGAAGAAGCCCUUCAGCGUGAAGCAGAAGAAGAAGCAGUUGCAGGACAAACGGGAGAGGAAGAGAGGGCUUCAAGAUGGGCUGCGCUCCAGUUCCAACAGCCGCAGCGGGAGCCGGGAGCGGCGAGAGGAACAGACCGACACCUCGGACGGGGAGUCUGUGACCCAUCAUAUCCGCAGGCUUAACCAGCAGCCUUCUCAGGGGCUGGGUCCACGAGGCUACGACCCAAAUCGAUACCGACUGCAUUUUGAGAGAGACAGCAGGGAGGAGGUAGAGAGGAGAAAGAGAGCAGCCCGGGAGCAAGUUCUACAGCCGGUCAGUGCUGAGGUGUUGGAGCUGGACAUCCGGGAGGUCUAUCAGCCUGGCUCAGUUCUGGACUUUCCUCGACGUCCUCCUUGGAGCUAUGAGAUGUCCAAGGAGCAACUAAUGAGCCAAGAGGAACGGAGCUUCCAAGAGUAUCUUGGGAAGAUUCAUGGGGCUUACUCCUCUGAGAAACUCAGCUACUUUGAGCACAAUCUGGAGACAUGGAGGCAGCUGUGGCGGGUGUUAGAGAUGUCUGACAUCGUCCUGCUUAUCACUGAUAUCCGACAUCCAGUUGUGAAUUUCCCGCCAGCACUUUAUGAGUAUGUGACUGGAGAACUUGGGUUGGCCCUGGUGCUGGUUUUGAACAAGGUGGAUCUGGCCCCGCCAGCUCUUGUGGUUGCCUGGAAGCAUUAUUUCCAUCAACACUAUCCCCAGCUCCACGUCGUCCUUUUCACCUCUUUUCCUCGGGACCCCCGCACCCCACAGGACCCUAGUAGUGUCUUGAAGAAGAGUCGGAGGCGGGGGAGAGGAUGGACUCGGGCCCUGGGGCCAGAGCAGUUGCUGAGAGCCUGUGAAGCCAUCACUGUGGGGAAAGUGGACUUGAGCAGCUGGCGGGAGAAGAUUGCUCGGGAUGUGGCUGGGGCCACCUGGGGUAAUGGGUCCGGGGAGGAGGAGGAAGAGGAGGAUGGCCCAGCAGUCCUGGUGGAGCAGCAGACUGAUUCAGCAAUGGAGCCAACUGGCCCAACCCGAGAGCGCUACAAGGAUGGGGUGGUGACCAUCGGCUGUGUGGGUUUCCCUAAUGUGGGAAAGUCCUCACUGAUCAAUGGGCUGGUGGGGCGGAAAGUCGUGAGUGUCUCCAGAACCCCGGGCCAUACCCGAUACUUUCAGACCUACUUUCUUACCCCUUCUGUGAAACUCUGUGACUGCCCAGGCCUCAUCUUCCCAUCUCUUCUGCCUAGGCAGUUGCAGGUUCUGGCAGGGAUCUACCCCAUCGCCCAGAUCCAGGAGCCCUACACUGCUGUGGGCUACCUGGCCUCCCGAAUUCCCGUGCAGGCCCUGCUCCACCUGCGCCACCCAGAGGCUGAGGACCCCUCAGCGGAACACCCCUGGUGUGCCUGGGACAUCUGUGAAGCCUGGGCAGAGAAACGUGGUUACAAGACAGCCAAGGCGGCUCGGAAUGAUGUGUACAGAGCAGCCAACAGUCUCUUGCGGCUGGCAGUGGACGGCCGCCUCAGCCUGUGUUUUCAUCCCCCAGGCUACAGUGAACAGAAAGGCACCUGGGAGUCCCAUCCAGAGACCACGGAGCUGGUGGUUUUGCAGGGCAGGGUGGGGCCAGCAGGUGACGAGGAGGAGGAGGAAGAGGAAGAGCUGAGCAGCUCCUGUGAGGAGGAGGGAGAGGAGGACCGGGAUGCGGAUGAGGAGGGAGAAGGGGAUGAGGACACUCCAACCUCAGCUCCAGGGUCCAGCCUGGCUGGCCGAAACCCUUAUGCCCUACUGGGUGAGGAUGAGUGCUGAGUUCUUCGCCCAGCGUCAUCUUCCCACCCAAUAUCUUUGCUUUUGGACUGACCUGGGGGUAUCUCCCCUCUGCCACCCCAAUUGUGAAUAAAGAUUGUUUGCUUUGUAGCCCCUUCCCCAGAUGAACUGAGGUGAGAGCAGCUGUUCCAGGCUAACAGCUGUGGGAGGCUUCGCUCCUCUUCUCCCUUCUUUUUUCAUGCAUUCUCUUUGCAAGGGAAAGUUCUCUUAGGAGUUUGUUUAGUAGGUUCUCAGUCUCUGAAACCUGCUUCCUCUACCCAUUCUCCCACUCUGCACCUUAGAAAUCCCAUUAUCUACAUGGGGAGGGGAGGUCUAAAUCCAGCUCCCUUUUGGAGUUUGUGCCAUUCUCCGAUUUGAGCAGCAGCCCUGUGCGCCCCCUGCUGCCAGACCUGGUCACUCCAGGAGCUUCUGGGAGAAGGAACAGUAAGAGAGGAAGUGUCCCGAGCUGAUGUCUCUUAAUGAGAUUUUUACAGGAAUUGUUCAAAUUCAGCAAAUAUUUAUUGAGGGUCUAUUGUGUGUCUUGACCUGUGCUGAGCAUCAAGCAUAUAAGGAUGUACCACCAGAGCCUGACCUAAAUUUGAAGCCUGGCCAUGAUCAAAACCCCACCUUCAGGCACCCAAGUUUUUGGAUUAAGAAGCGUGAAUGAUGUUCUCCAAAUCCUGGGGGCUCAUGCAGUAUAAUUCUAGGACUUCAUGUUGAUAUAAAUUUUUAGUUAGGGCAAAACGCUUGUGAAAAUGUUGAUUAAUGUGUACGAGUAGUUUUAAUUACUGGCAAACAACUAGCGUGCACAUUUAUGAUUUGAGCAGAACAGCCUAGUGUUAAGUUUCAUUAUUUAAAAGCCUGGCAGCUACGAGUGUUUGAGGUACAUAGGGGCGGGCACAGAACCAGCCUCCUGAAUUCCAUUUACUCUGGUUUGGGGGUGGAACAAAGAUGAUCCAGUGCAGGGUCUGAGCUAGAACCUAGCAGGUGGCCAGAACCAUUUUAGGUUUUCACCUCAGCAUUUCAGUGGAGAUCAGCUCUGUCAUGAGUCAGGGCACCUUAGGCUUUGCUGUAUAUCCCUUUGUUAAGCCAGCAGCUAGACUUCUAGAUUUAAUUCUUUUAGAAAUGGGAGAAGGAGCUUUUUUAUUGACUGCCAGUGUUGUCUGUAUUGGAUGAUAGCAAAAAGUGUAGUUGGACAGGUUGCCCACUAGAUGGAGGAGUGAGAAGUACCAGACUCCUUUUUGCUCUAAAGCAGAUCCUUUCGGGAUCUGAGUCACUGGGCAGUUUCUCUAAUGCGAGCAGACAGACCCUGUUAACUAAGAAGCAAAGGAAAGUAUAUUUAAAGAGGCUGAGGUGUUUGGCCACAUAUUCCUUUAGGUUCAUCUCCAUUGGUCUCAGUGUGGACAUAACCCCUGGAAUUCACUCCAGUGCAAAGUUUAAAUACUACCAGCAUGAGAAUGUACUUGAAGGUUUCUCAAAAUGUGCUAGACAAGAGAAAAGGUCCCAGCUGAGAGAAAAAUCCACCUGUCUCCCAUCUGGGGCUCUUUAGCCUCACUGAUAGAAAAGGAAAAGGGGCCCAAGCUAAGCUUACUUUGAGGGUUCAUGAUAUUCAGAGAUGCUCAGGGGACUUCUCCGCUGCAGGAGGUGGGGUGAGGACAUUGGAUUCAUUUCCUCAAAAUGUGGAGAGAAAGGAGAAAAAUCAGAAUUCUAUUUGUA
Molecule: messenger RNA, 4525 nt
Organism: Nomascus leucogenys (northern white-cheeked gibbon)
Lineage: Eukaryota; Metazoa; Chordata; Mammalia; Primates; Hylobatidae
Gene: GNL1
Product: G protein nucleolar 1
Molecular function (GO): GTP binding; GTPase activity
Source: RefSeq, a predicted model, not a curated record